AUGUCGUCAAAGUCUCUCUUUUGCCUAGGCCAGUGCCUGCGAGGUAAGGCGAGCACAUACCGGAUUACCCGGCAGGUCUCCGAGUUCGUCUAUUUUGCCGCGGACCAACACGAUAAUCGCGUUGUCGUGAAGAGUGUUGAAGGACACUGGCGCCUUCAUAACGAACGUGACAUCCUCAGCCGGUUUCAGAGUCGCUGCCCGAAUCUGCGCCCUCUCCUAGAUGAGAUACAAGAUCCGGUGGAGCCCCCAGCUAUAAUACUGAAAUACCUCGAUGACGACGUGACACGGGCCUCCAGGAAACAGAGACUUACCAGGCAAGAGAUCAAAUACGUGGCGAAGAACGUUUUGGAAGCCCUGCAGGUGUUGCAUGAGGAUGGCUAUGUCCAUACAGACAUAAAACCGAGUAACAUUCUCGUCAACUACGGCCAGGGCGAAAGGCGAUUUUCGGACGUCCAAUUGGCUGACUGUGGGGGGGGGGUUGUCCCUAGUGAUUCCGAGUACGCCGUGGAUGGCGUACCGACCGGAACUAGUCUCUUUCGGGCCCCCGAGGUUCAUCUUGAGAUACCAUGGGGCCCCGCUGCAGAUAUCUGGAGUUUUGGACUAAUACUUCAACAGCUGAUCAACCUGAUUUGGGGGUUCAACUUCCACCUGUUCGAGCCCGAUGUACCUGAAGGGCACAAAUUGUACGACGUUAAGAUUGUGGUGCUGCACCAUCAGUGGUUUGGGCCAUUUCCCAUCUCCUACAAGGAGAUUGCCGAUGAGGAGACACAAGAAACCAUUAUGCGCAUCAUGUCUGUUAUCCCGCCCGAGAAACUGAAACCGUUUCGAUUUAUCGGCAAGAGAGAGAUCUGCGAUGCCGACAAAGCAUUUGUCCUCAAGAUUAUGAAGCUCGACCCAAGAGAUCGACCUACGGCGAAGGAGCUUUUGCAGGAUGAGUGGUUCACCGAGCGGUCGGAAAGGACGGUGGGAUGGUAUUCUAAACAGGAGUGGGAGCAGAUGAACAAACUGGGCAGUAACUAG
Aspergillus sclerotioniger CBS 115572 is the source of this 1020-nucleotide messenger RNA. RefSeq names its product kinase-like protein. Lineage: Eukaryota; Fungi; Ascomycota; Eurotiomycetes; Eurotiales; Aspergillaceae. Gene Ontology annotation, cellular component: nucleus; cytoplasm. The transcript has 4 exons. The coding region runs from base 1 to 1020 and encodes 339 amino acids. The record is from RefSeq and is a predicted model, not a curated record. Gene Ontology annotation, biological process: intracellular signal transduction; protein phosphorylation. Gene Ontology annotation, molecular function: MAP kinase activity; ATP binding.